Molecule: messenger RNA, 1827 nt
Organism: Gossypium raimondii (Peruvian cotton)
Lineage: Eukaryota; Viridiplantae; Streptophyta; Magnoliopsida; Malvales; Malvaceae
Product: cytochrome P450 CYP72A219
Exons: 5
Coding region: 118-1662 (514 amino acids)
Molecular function (GO): monooxygenase activity; heme binding; oxidoreductase activity, acting on paired donors, with incorporation or reduction of molecular oxygen
Source: RefSeq, a predicted model, not a curated record
CAAAAAAGAAAUAUUUUAUUAUCCACCUUGCUUCAUCAAAAGCUUUUAAAAUCCUCCAUAUUCCUUGCUAUUUUCCCCAAACAAAGCUUUGAGAAAUCCUCCGUAUCGUAGUUGAAGAUGGCGGUUUUGAUGUCAGUGGUUUAUGGUGUGGCAAUCGCCUGGACUCUCAAACUAUUGUAUGCCAUUUGGUGGAAACCUAAAGCGAUAGAGAAGAAGCUAAGGAAACAGGGCAUCCAUGGCUACCCCUACAAGUUGAUUUACGGGAACACCACGGAGAUGAUGGAGUUAGCUAAGGAAAAAGGGUCGGAACCCGUGGAGCAGCCGCACGACAUCGUACCUCGUAUCAAUCCUUUGCUUCAUGAUCUCGCCACUACUCACAAGAAAUCGUUCGUUGUUUGGUAUGGAACAACUCCUCGAGUGGCAAUCAUGGAGCCAAAUUUGAUAAAAGAGGUUCUGAACAACAAAACUGGUGAUUUCCCAAAGCCAGAAAUAAAUUCAUUCACUCAGCUGUUCGUGACUGGACUUGCCAGCUAUAAUGGAGAUAAAUGGGCCAAACAUAGGAAAAUCGUUAAUCCUGCCUUCCAUGUAGAGAAGUUGAAGCAUAUGUUGCCUGCAUUUGUUGUCUGUACGGACGAAAUGAUUUCCAAAUGGAGAAAGUUGGUGAACUUCAUGGGGUCAAGCGAAGUGGAUAUGUCGGUUGAAUUUCAAAACUUAACCGGGGAUGUUAUAUCCAGAGCAGCUUUUGGCAGCAAUUUUGAAGAAGGGAGGUUGAUAUUCCUUCUGCAAAAAGAACAAGGGCGGCUGUUUUUACAGUCCCAGAUGAACAUCAAUUUCCCAUUGUUAAGGUUUCUUCCAACCAAAGUAAACAAGAGAAUGAAGCACAUAAACAGAGAAGUGGGAUCCUUAUUGACAAGAAUAAUAGAAAAAAGAGAGAAAUUUAUAAGAGCAGGAGAUCACAAGGACGAUUUGCUGGGCUUGCUCCUCAAGUCUAAUCUCAAUGAAGUGGAAGUAAACAAGAAUUCGGAUGGAGGGAUGAGCAUGGCAGAUGUGAUUGAAGAGUGCAAGUUGUUUUACUUCGCUGGUCAGGAAACUACAACCAAUUUGUUGACUUGGACCAUGAUUGUGUUGAGCAUGCAUAAUGAGUGGCAGGAGAGAGCCAGGGAAGAGGUGCUUCAAGUUUUUGGGAACAAUAAACCCGAUUAUGAUGACUUGAAUCGCUUGAAGAUAGUAAACAUGAUACUGCUAGAAGUAAUGAGACUAUAUCCGUCAACGUCCCUGAUUCGAUGCACGAAGAAAGAGACGAAGCUGGGAGAUAUGAGUCUUCCAGCAGGGGUGCAACUGUUCAUGCCAUUGCACAUUGUGCAUAGAGAUAAAGAACAAUGGGGAGAAGACGUGAUGGAGUUCAAGCCAGAGAGAUUUUCAGAAGGGAUGUUUAAGGCAACGAAGGAUAAGGUAUCCUACUUCCCUUUCGGAUGGGGCCCUAGAAUAUGCGUUGGACAAAACUUUGCGAUGCUUGAAUCCAAAUUGGCCAUCGCCAAAAUCUUGCAGAACUUUUCAUUCCAACUAUCUCCAACUUAUACUCACGCCCCACAUGCUGCUGUCACACUUCAACCUCGUUAUGGUGCUCAAGUCAUAUUACAUAAACUAGGAGAAUGUGCGUGAGGCAUGCUUGCUUUUCUAUUCUCUCUAUCUGAAAUUACAGCUGCAUGCAACAAUCUCAUGUGAAAAAGUUCAAGCUUUUAUGAUUUUAUACAUAUAUAAUUUUUAGUUUUUCUCUAGCUACUUGUAAAACAUUAAAAAAAUAAUAAUAAUCGAGGUUUGCCUUAA